CAGAAGAAGAAGGCUGAGGCCAGGGCAGCUGCUCAGGAGGGAGGGGAUGAGGCGGCAGGGCGGGUGGGUGCCAUCGAGGGCCUCACACGAGCCGGACGCCGGGCGCUGGCCCUGGGCGCCGGGCGGGAGGCAGUGGGGUGCUUCAGGAAGGCCCUGCUCCUCUCCAGGGACACAGUGAGCCCCCAGCUCCACAGGGCUUGUGCCUUCAACCUGGGGGCUGCCUACGUGGAGACUGGGAAGCCCAAAAAGGCCUUUGAGUUCCUCCUCCAGUCCCAGCCCUCAGAGGCGGAGAGCGGGGAGCACUCGGGGAGCCUUUAUUUCAGCGUCGGGGCGGCUCACGAAGGGCUCCAGGAUUUUCCAAAGGCUCUGGAGUGUUUUGAGAAAACCUCCAGCCACGGCAGUGCUGCUGAGGCUGGCAGCCGAGCGGGGACCUGCGUGCAGAUGGGCUGCUGCUACCUGGGCAUGCGGCAGCCGGCGCGGGCCGCGCGGUGUUUCCUGGAGGCGGCACAGGCCUACGCGGCGGCCGAGAGCCCCGGGGCCGCGGCCGUGGCUCUGAGCAGGGCCAGCGGCUCCAUGCUGCAGAGCCGGCGGUUCCGGGCCGCAGAGAUCGCCGGGGUGCUCGCCCGGUGCCGCUCGCUCUGCGAGGCCAUCCCCGACCUGGCCCUGCGAGGGAAACUCUACAACGACAUCGGCCUCGGCUACUCGCAGCUCCACAUCUUCUCCCUGGCUGCCGAGAGCUUCGAGCAGGCCCUGGGGCUGCGCGGCGGGGAGCUGGGCCGGCAGCAGGAGGCCGCGCUGCUGCAGAACCUGGGCGCUGCCCUCAACGCCCUGCGCAGCUUCGGCCCCGCGCUGGGCUGGCACCGGCGCGCGGCCGCGCUGCACGGCGCUCUGGGGAACCGCAGGGCUCAGGGGCAGAGCUUUGGGAACCUGGCGUACGCCUGCAGCCAGCUGGGGAAGCACGGGGCUGCCGCGGAGAGCUACCUGCACGCCCUGCAAGCCUUCCGGGACUCGGGGGACUUGCAGGGGCAGUGGCAAGCGUGCGAGGGGCUGGGUGCAGCGUGCUUCCACCUGGGAGACCCCCAGAAAGCCAUCGGGCACUAUCAGGAGGCCCUGAUUUUGCUUUCCCGCUGUCAGGACAGCCCCAGAGCUGCCCACAAACGGGUCGUGCACAAGCUCACAGAUGCCAUCCAGCACCGACUCCACCUCGGCCACCCGUCCUACCAGGGGGGCUGGGCACCCAACCCAGCCCUGGAGCCCAGCCAGCUGCAGUUUUGCUCCACACUGCCCCGUGCCAGUGGGACACGGCUCCGGGGGAGCGAGGUGGGGAAAGCCCAGGCUGAGGACGAGCUGUACUGGCCUACACCAGGAGCACAUCCCAGGUAUUCAGGCACACGAGUGGCCCUGACUGGUGGUCUCACGCGGGAGCCUUGCAACCCAAGUGGCCUCCUGGGCACCUCGGGGGAGGAUGAUGAUGGUCCCAGCUCAGCUCCAGGGUACCACAGUGAGCCCCAGGCUAACAGCAUGAGGACCACCAGCCCCCUGCCCCCAGCCAAGCUGCCCCAUGCCGGCCUCCAGCUCCGGCACCAAAAACACCAAACCCUCCAUCCGAGGCCUCCAGAGAGCCUUGACGAUGACCCCACUGCCACUGCUGCGGGCUGCUGGUCCCGCCGGGGACCCCGCACGGCCACCAGGGCUCUGUCCCUCGUCUGCAGCCUCGUGUGACCAGGAGGGCACCAGGGAAAC
Passer montanus (Eurasian tree sparrow) is the source of this 1743-nucleotide messenger RNA. RefSeq names its product tetratricopeptide repeat domain 24 (gene TTC24). The transcript is spliced from 11 exons. The annotation marks the transcript as partial. NCBI's taxonomy places the organism in Eukaryota, Metazoa, Chordata, Aves, Passeriformes, Passeridae. Gene Ontology annotation, molecular function: protein binding. The record is from RefSeq and is a predicted model, not a curated record.